Molecule: messenger RNA, 2518 nt
Organism: Spea bombifrons (plains spadefoot toad)
Lineage: Eukaryota; Metazoa; Chordata; Amphibia; Anura; Pelobatidae
Gene: MCTP1
Product: multiple C2 and transmembrane domain containing 1
Exons: 22
Coding region: 97-2337 (746 amino acids)
Biological process (GO): regulation of neurotransmitter secretion
Cellular component (GO): synaptic vesicle membrane
Molecular function (GO): calcium ion binding
Source: RefSeq, a predicted model, not a curated record
UAGCAGUUAAGAGGCUGUCGCUGAGGACUGGAUGUGUGCAGAAGAGAAUGGGCUAGCCAUGAAGGUGGAGGUGCAGUGCCAGGCUGGAGACGUGUUAUGCCCUCCCGCAGUAUGUUAGACAUUUGCAGACUGAGAAACAUAGGCAACCUGCCAUUUCUCUGUGCCCAGAAAAUCAACAGUGUUGGAAGUAGUAAUGCCGACAUUGCAGUCCCCAAGCUUGGAAUGUACCAGCUAGAUGUUACUUUGAAGAGAGGAACUCAUUUAGCUGCUCGGGAUCGUGGAGGGACAAGCGACCCUUAUGUGAAAUUUAAAAUUGGUGGAAAGGAAGUGUUUCGGAGUAAGACAAUACAUAAGAACCUCAAUCCAGCGUGGGAUGAAAAAGUCUGCCUUCUGAUUGACACUCUUAAAGAACCUUUAUAUGUAAAGGUGUUCGAUUAUGAUUUUGGUCUGCAAGAUGACUUUAUGGGAUCAGCAUUUCUUGAUCUGACUACAUUAGAGUUGCAAAGUACUAAGGAUAUUGCAUUGAAUUUGAAGGACCCACAGCACCCUGACCAUGUACUGGGAACCAUACAUCUGUCUGUCCUUCUGUCUCCAAAAGACAAUAUAUCUAUUGAUUCAUCUUUACCAAUAAUUAAGUCUGCAGAGCCGACAAUGCUAAUAAAGAAGAAUUGGAAAAGAUCAAGUAAGUUUCAGACACAAAGUUUACGCCUCACUGACUUGCACAGAAAAACUCAGCUAUGGAGAGGGAUUGUAAGCAUCACUCUUAUUGAGGGACAGGAGCUCAAAGCCAUGGAUGCCAAUGGACUAAGUGACCCUUAUGUGAAAUUCAGACUGGGGCAUCAGAAAUACAAGAGCAAGACUCUUCCAAAGACAUUGAAUCCUCAGUGGAGGGAGCAAUUUGAUAUGCAUCUUUUUGAAGAACGAGGAGGAGUAAUAGAUAUCACAGUAUGGGACAAAGAUGCUGGCAAAAGAGAUGAUUUCAUUGGAAGAUGCCAAGUUGACCUGUCGGCCUUAAGCAAAGAACAGACGCACAAACUGGAGCUGAAACUGGAAGAAGGAGAAGGAUGCCUGAUCCUUCUGGUGACGCUGACAGCCUCAGCUGCCAUCAGUGUUUCUGACCUCUCUGUCAGCUGUUUGGAAGAUCAGAAAGUGCGAGAAGAAAUUCACAGGCGAUACAGUCUUAUGCGGUCUUUAAGCAAUCUAAAGGAUGUGGGGUUUCUUCAAGUGAAGGUCAUCAGAGCAGAUGGUUUGAUGGCAGCUGAUGUCACAGGUAAAAGUGACCCAUUUUGUGUAGUUGAGCUGAACAAUGACAGACUGAUGACUCACACAGUAUACAAGAACCUUAAUCCUGAGUGGAACAAAGUAUUUACAUUUAACAUCAAAGACAUCCAUUCGGUCCUGGAAGUGACCGUAUACGAUGAAGACAGGGAUCGGAGCGCAGACUUUCUGGGCAGAGUUGCGAUACCUUUGCUGAGUAUUCAAAAUGGUGAACAGAAAGCCUACGUCUUGAAAAACAAGCAGCUGACAGGGCCAACAAAGGGGGUCAUCUAUCUUGAAAUAGAUGUGAUGUUUAAUGCUGUGAGAGCCAGCUUGGGGACACUUGUUCCAAAAGAGCAAAAGUAUAUCGAGGAAGAUCCCAGACUUUCGAAACAGUUGCUGCUGAGGAACUUUAUCCGCAUGAAACGGAGUGUCAUGGUGCUCAUCAAUGCAGCCUACUACAUUAACAGCUGCUUUGAUUGGGAAUCACCCCAAAGAAGUCUUGCUGCUUUCUUGCUUUUCCUUCUUGUGGUUUGGAAUUUUGAACUCUAUAUGAUCCCAUUGGCAUUACUGCUGAUACUAGUUUGGAACUAUUUCUUGAUGGUGUCGGGGAAGGAUAACAGGACCCAAGAUAUGGUAGUGGAGGACAUGUUAGAGGACGAGGAAGAGGAGGAUGAAAAAGAUGACAAGGACAGCGAGAAGAAAGGUUUUAUGAACAAACUCUACGCCAUUCAAGAAGUCUGUGUUAGCGUACAGAGCGUUCUUGAUGAAGUGGCCUCUAUUGGUGAGAGGAUAAAGAAUACGUUCAACUGGACGGUCCCGUUCCUAACAUGGCUGGCGAUCAUUGCCCUCUGUCUCCUUACUGCAGUGCUGUAUUUUAUUCCACUCAGAUACAUUGUCCUUGCGUGGGGCAUUAAUAAAUUUACAAAGAAAAUACGAAGUCCAUACAUGAUAGACAACAAUGAGAUUCUGGAUUUUCUAUCAAGAGUUCCCUCUGAUGUCCAGCUGGUGCAGUAUCGUGAACUGAAACCGGAUCCUAACCAAAGCCCAAGCAAAAGGAAGAAAAAUAAUCUCGGCUAAGAAACUCAACGCAUCAGGGAGAAAGGCAUCUGCAUGCAAGAGAUAAAAAAGACAGCCUACAGCCCUCUUGUGCAGUUUCCUUCCUUACAUUACCUUAUAAUAUAAUUUUUUACCAUAACGGAGACAUUUUGUAAAUAUUGUAUAAAGGCAGAUACCACUGUAUAAAACUAGUUUGAUAAAA